Penicillium canariense is the source of this 678-nucleotide messenger RNA. RefSeq lists its product as uncharacterized. The transcript is spliced from 2 exons. The record is from RefSeq and is a predicted model, not a curated record. NCBI's taxonomy places the organism in Eukaryota, Fungi, Ascomycota, Eurotiomycetes, Eurotiales, Aspergillaceae. Bases 1 to 678 code for a protein of 225 amino acids.
AUGGAUCGUGCUUUAGUCCUUACUGCUCUCAGUGCUCAGGCGAGCCGUCAAAAUGCGUAUAUCCAGAAAGUGGCAAAAGAACAAAGAUUGUCAGAGACCGAGUCAGCACUCUACAGUGCCCUUGUCACACUCCGUGCGAUGAGACCAGUAACUGUGGUGCAAGCAUCAGCGAAGCCGGACUCGGUGCCUAAGCAAAAGGCUGCUCGUAUGGAGGAAUGGUCCCAGCUGCCGCUCCGAGGAUGGCCGGACAUGGAGCGCUGGCUCGCAGGCAUGUGUGACCAGUUCACCAUUGACAAACCGCAAUCCUCGAGUGUUCCAGUGACGGACCCAUCGGGAGGUGGGUUUGCAAUACCACCAUCUCCAAGUCACGGUAGCACCAACAGUGGUGUAGAUAUGGAAGCUGGAGAGCUCACGGUUGCAAACGCGUGGCUCCCACGAGGGAAUAUAUCCAUUGGGAGCCCAUAUGAGACCCACCUCCACCCAUCCGGGUUAAGGUCCUCGCCUGUGUACCCGCAAAUUCAAGCCACCGGGGAAUCCGACGUGGCAUCCCCCACUGGCGGGAUGGCUGAGUAUACUGACAUCGCUGGGGUCAGUGAGAGCGGACAAGCGAGGCCCGCCGAGGCUGCGGCCACCAGGGCGGAGGAGCUGUCGAAAAGUCGACCUAACAUAUACUUUUAA